Balearica regulorum gibbericeps (East African grey crowned-crane) is the source of this 1500-nucleotide messenger RNA. RefSeq names its product 2'-5'-oligoadenylate synthase 1. The record is from RefSeq and is a predicted model, not a curated record. Gene Ontology annotation, cellular component: nucleoplasm; cytosol; membrane. NCBI's taxonomy places the organism in Eukaryota, Metazoa, Chordata, Aves, Gruiformes, Gruidae. Gene Ontology annotation, molecular function: protein binding; 2'-5'-oligoadenylate synthetase activity; double-stranded RNA binding. Gene Ontology annotation, biological process: defense response to virus; regulation of ribonuclease activity; negative regulation of viral genome replication.
AUCGCGGAGGUCCUGCAGCCCAGCCCGGCUUUCUGCAAGCAGGUGAAGCAGACAGUGAAGCAGAUCUGUGACUUCCUGAAGGAGAACUGCUUUGAGACUGGAAUCCGUGUCCUCAAGACUGUCAAGGGCGGUUCGGCAGGCAAGGGCACGGCCCUAAAGAACAAAUCCGAUGCCGACGUGGUGCUCUUCCUCAGCUGCUUCUCCAGCUACCAGGACCAGAAGCAGAAUAGAAAGUAUAUCCUGGAUCUGAUCAAGAUGAGGCUGCAUGUCUGUAGGCAGAACCUGACAUUCACUGUGAACAUUGAUGAGCCCCGGUACAAGGGUCCUGGCAAUACGCCACGCUCCCUCAGCCUCACCCUCCGCUCCAACGAGACCUUGGAAUCCAUCGAGGUGGACAUCCUGCCCGCCUAUGAUGCCUUGGGGCAGGUGACCCAGAACAUCCUGCCAAACGCGGAGGUGUACGUGGAUCUCCUGAGAGCCAGCAACAGCCCUGGGGAGUUCUCCCCCUGCUUCACUGAGCUGCAGAAGAAGUUUGUGAAGCGUUACCCUGCCAAGCUGAAGAACCUCCUGCGCCUGAUCAAGUACUGGUAUAAGGAGAUGCUGAAGCCACGGUACCCCACUGCGGACCUGCCCCCCAAGUAUGCCCUGGAGCUGCUGACCAUCUAUGCCUGGGAGGUGGGCACAAACUGCUCUGAGUCCUUCAACAUGGCUGAGGGCUUCCGUACGGUGCUGGAGCUGCUGUGCCGGUACCAGGAGAUCUGCAUCUACUGGGAGACAUACUACUCACUCCAGCACAGAGAGAUUGGUGCCCAUGUGAAGGAACUGCUGCGCAGAUCCCGUCCCAUCAUCCUGGACCCUGCUGACCCCACGGGGAUCCUGGGCCAAGGCAAUAAUUGGGGCCAGGUGGCACAUGAAGCUGGCCGCCACUGUUCUCUGCCCUGUGUCAGCUCUGCUCAGCCCUGGAAUGUGCAGCCGGCCCGGGAUGUGACGAUUGAGGUGAAGCAGAUGACAGGCACCAGCCUGAGCAAGACCGUCAGCCCAGGCAUCACCAUCCGGAAGCUGAAGGAAGAGAUCGAGCAGAAGUGGAGCAUCCCUUGGUACAAGCAGCGCCUGGCGCAGCAGGAGCAGAACGGGAGCAGCCUCGUCCUGCAGGAUGACAAGACUCUGGCCGUCUACGGCAUCUUCUACAGCACCACACUGAUCCUGCUGCAGACUGAGCCCCAAGCGAUGGAGGUCUUCGUGAAGGAUGACAAGAACCGGACCACCACCUACACGGUGCUGCCCACUGACACCGUCCGGCAGCUGAAGGAGCAGAUCCAGACCCGGCACGGGCCUCCUGCUGACCAGCAGCGCCUGACACACGGCUCCAGGGAGCUGGAGGACAGGUACACGCUGGCACACUAUGACAUCCAGCCCAGGAGCACCAUCUUCAUGCUCCUGCGGCUCCGAGGGGGUGCAGGCCCUGGGCACCCUCAGCUUCCUGCCUGCCCACCCUCCUGA